This is a messenger RNA of Plenodomus lingam JN3, 132 nucleotides long. NCBI's taxonomy places the organism in Eukaryota, Fungi, Ascomycota, Dothideomycetes, Pleosporales, Leptosphaeriaceae. The record is from RefSeq and is a predicted model, not a curated record.
AUGGGUCGUACCGCCACACAUGCUAUCGUGGUUGCACAGCUGCUUUUACCGAAGCUCUCGAGAAGCAAAGCCUCCGGCCCUCCUCCUAUCGACAGCCUCUCCGAUGCCGAACACGAUGAACACGGCCCGUAG